ACUCUGACAGCACCGAGGUGCGCCGAGCAGGAGCCGGGAACAAAGGAGCCAAGUGGGGAGAGGAGUGGGUCUGGAGAGGGAAAGUCCCGGCCGUUUGCCAGAAGAUCCCGGCAGGAGGAAGCCCGAGUGUCAGUUGAAUUCCAUCCAAGGACCGGGCGCCUGGAACCCGAGCGCCUAGUUUAGCAGUAACGGUUGGAGCACCUCCUCCAAGUUACGGGAGAGUCUGCGGUGCCCACCACUCCUGGCGCGUCUGGCCCCCCUAGUCUUCCCUCCCGCGGGAAGUGGAAAUCCAGAAUGAAAGGCAAGAAAGGUGUUGUUGCAGUGUCUGGCAGUGAGACUGAGGAUGACGACAGCAUGGACAUUCCCCUGGACCUUUCCUCUUCCGCUGGCUCAGGCAAAAGAAGGAGAAGGGGCAACCUGCCCAAGGAAUCUGUUCAGAUUCUCCGGGAUUGGCUGUACGAACACCGAUACAACGCUUAUCCCUCAGAGCAAGAAAAGGCCUUGCUGUCCCAACAAACACACUUAUCUACACUACAGGUCUGUAACUGGUUCAUCAACGCCCGCCGCAGGCUCCUCCCUGACAUGCUGAGAAAGGAUGGCAAAGAUCCAAAUCAGUUCACAAUUUCCCGCCGUGGGGCCAAGAUUUCUGAAGCUAGCUCCGUGGAGUCUGCAAUGAGCAUCAAAAACUUCAUGCCAGCCCUAGAGGAGAGCCCAUUUCAUUCCUGUACAGCUGGACCAAACCCCACCCUAGGGAGGCCUCUGUCUCCUAAACCAUCGUCCCCAGGGUCAAUUUUGGCUCGACCGUCAGUGAUCUGCCAUACUACGGUGACUGCAUCCAAAGAUGUGCCUUUCCCACUCUGUCAGUCAGUAGGUGUGGGACAAAACACAGAUGUACCGCAGAUCGCAGCCAGCAACUUUACAGACACCGCUCUCAUCUACCCAGAGGACUCCUGUAAAUCUGGACCAAGUACAAACACACAAAGUGGCCUUUUCAACACUCCUCCUCCUACCCCACCAGAUCUCAACCAGGAUUUCAGUGGAUUUCAACUGCUAGUCGAUGUUGCACUCAAAAGGGCUGCAGAGAUGGAGCUUCAGGCAAAACUAAUGGCUUAACCCUUUUUUCAAGCAAAACAGUUCUCAAAAAUGUCAUGACUGCCGGGGUGAUGGCAAGAGACAAAUUGCAUUAUUUUAUAUAUAUUUUUUUUAAUUAAUAUUUGCACAUGGGAUUGCUAAAAUGAAGCUUCCUGUUACCGAGAUGUCUUUAGUGGAAUACGGUCAUUCCAAGAACUAUAAACUCAAAACUACUGCAGAAACAAAGGGUUUUCUUUUUUAAAUGUUUCUUGGUAGAUUAUUCAUAAUGUGAGAUGGUUCCCAAGAUCAUGUGAUUUUUUUUCCCCCUUCUUACUCCCCUUUUUUGGUUGGUGUUUUUUUACACUGUGCAAUACUUAGAGAACUAGCAUCUUUUCAUUCCUAUGUGGAACAGGAUGCCCACAUACUGUCUAAUUAAUAAAUUUUCCUUUUUUUUUUUCAAACAAGUAUGACUCUAGAUGAUUGAUGAUGCCUUUUUCAUGACAUAAUAAAGUAUUUUCUUUAAAAA
This is a messenger RNA of Chrysochloris asiatica (Cape golden mole), 1597 nucleotides long. RefSeq names its product TGFB-induced factor homeobox 1 (gene TGIF1). Gene Ontology annotation, molecular function: RNA polymerase II cis-regulatory region sequence-specific DNA binding; DNA-binding transcription factor activity, RNA polymerase II-specific. The record is from RefSeq and is a predicted model, not a curated record. Gene Ontology annotation, biological process: regulation of transcription by RNA polymerase II. Bases 295 to 1113 code for a protein of 272 amino acids. The transcript has 3 exons. NCBI's taxonomy places the organism in Eukaryota, Metazoa, Chordata, Mammalia, Afrosoricida, Chrysochloridae.